AUGUCUCAUACUAAAUAUGCCCUGUGGAUAAACGAGAGCGUAGGCUUUAUGAGUGGUUUCUGGUCCUACACAAAAGAAAAAGCAAGAAAGCAAGAAAAGAUUCAUAAGAUGGAUGGAAAUCUUGGCCUUGCCCUGGGCCUUCUUCAGGACGGGCUCCAUCUUGGUCGCCUUCAUAAUGUUACCCUUGAUCUUGAGCUUGCCUCCCAUGAAGAGUCUCUGGGCGUUGGCCUUGCCGCUGACCAGGGAAGCGAAGUCAGAGUCGGAGAGGGACAGAGUCACUGUUUAUCACCGACGCGAUACGGUUAG
Messenger RNA from Aspergillus oryzae RIB40, 306 nucleotides. RefSeq lists its product as uncharacterized. Lineage: Eukaryota; Fungi; Ascomycota; Eurotiomycetes; Eurotiales; Aspergillaceae. The record is from RefSeq and is a predicted model, not a curated record. The transcript has 2 exons. The coding region runs from base 1 to 306 and encodes 101 amino acids.